UCUUGGUGUAAAUUACGAGCCACCUGUUAACUCCACUAUCUUGGUUUAUAUCUGUUUAUGUCGUUUAUGUAUAUGAUUUUAAAAGUGAGGUUAAAUUUGAACAUUGCCAAGUGUUCUCAAUUUUCUAGGCUUGGAUAUACUUGUAUAAAAUGAAAAUCGAAGAAGUAAAAAGUACUGUUAAAACCCAGCGGAUUGCUGCUCACAGUCAUGUUAAAGGGCUAGGGUUAGAUGAUAACUACGUUCCUCUUCAAAUCGCCGCAGGAUUGGUCGGUCAGAAAGAUGCACGUGAGGCGGCUGGUGUUGUAGUGGAUUUAAUCAAAACAAAAAAGAUGUCCGGAAGAGCACUUUUGCUUGCUGGCCCGCCCGGCACUGGAAAAACUGCUAUUGCACUUGCCAUUGCACAAGAAUUGGGAAAUAAAGUUCCAUUCUGUCCUAUGGUUGGUUCAGAAGUUUUCAGCAGUGAAAUUAAGAAAACAGAAGUGCUGAUGGAAAAUUUCCGUCGAUCUAUCGGCUUGCGCAUUCGCGAAACAAAAGAAGUUUACGAGGGAGAAGUGACAGAACUUACUCCUGUUGAAACUGAAAAUCCAAUGGGUGGCUACGGCAAAACCAUAAACAAUGUUAUCAUCGGACUAAAAACGGCUAAAGGAACCAAGCAACUGAAACUUGAUCCAAGCAUCUACGAAUCGUUACAAAAGGAAAAAGUGGAAGUAGGAGAUGUUAUAUAUAUUGAAGCAAAUAGUGGAGCGGUGAAGAGACAGGGUCGUAGUGACACUUUUGCUACUGAGUUUGAUCUAGAAACUGAAGAGUACGUUCCUCUUCCUAAAGGCGAUGUCCAUAAAAAGAAGGAAGUAGUACAGGAUGUUACUUUACACGAUCUUGAUGUUGCCAAUGCCCGGCCACAGGGAGGUCAAGAUGUUUUGUCGAUGUUCGGUCAAAUCAUGAAACCGAAGAAAACCGAAAUAACAGACAAACUGCGCAUGGAAAUAAACAAAGUCGUCAACAAAUAUAUUGAUCAGGGAAUCGCUGAAUUAGUUCCUGGCGUUUUGUUUAUUGAUGAAGUUCAUAUGCUAGAUCUGGAAUGUUUUACAUAUCUUCACAAAUCACUGGAAUCUGCUAUUGCACCGAUCGUUAUAUUUGCUACCAAUCGUGGUCGAUGCGUGAUACGUGGAACUGAUGACAUUAUUUCGCCACAUGGCAUUCCGCUGGAUUUAUUGGACCGACUUCUAAUCGUUCGAACAUCACCUUAUAAUCUGUCCGAAAUUGAGCAAAUUAUAAAAUUACGGGCACAAACUGAAGGUAUAAAUGUUGAAGAUGCAGCUAUCCAAGCUCUCAGUGAGAUUGGAUCCAACACAACUUUGCGUUACGCCAUUCAGCUCAUGACGCCGGCUCAUCAGUCCUGUAAAGUCAAUGGUCGUACCCAAGUUACAAAAGAUGACAUAAUGGAAGUAAACGCACUGUUUCUGGAUGCCAAGCGGUCAGCUAAAUUCUUGCAGGAAGAGAGUGCAAAAUAUAUGUUGUAGAUCCUUUCAUCAGAUUGACGUCAUUACUAUUACCUCUAUCAAUAUUCCAAACACGUGAAAUGCGCUUGACAAAUAAGAAUUCAUGAGAAAUAAAUACUGUAUGAACCCAUGAAAA
Molecule: messenger RNA, 1635 nt
Organism: Toxorhynchites rutilus septentrionalis
Lineage: Eukaryota; Metazoa; Arthropoda; Insecta; Diptera; Culicidae
Gene: pont
Product: ruvB-like helicase 1
Exons: 3
Coding region: 150-1520 (456 amino acids)
Biological process (GO): chromatin remodeling; box C/D snoRNP assembly; regulation of transcription by RNA polymerase II
Cellular component (GO): Ino80 complex; Swr1 complex; NuA4 histone acetyltransferase complex
Molecular function (GO): DNA helicase activity; ATP binding; ATP hydrolysis activity
Source: RefSeq, a predicted model, not a curated record